ACAAAAUUUUAUUUCAUUUUGAUUGGUACAUAAUAAAGACUGAUUUCAUUUUAACAUUGCAAAUAUAUUUAAAUACGGUAUUUAUUAUACACUUGGGUCAGUUUCAUCACAGACGUCGCAGUGUAAAGAUGGAUAGAAUUAACUGUCUUGAGUGUGGUGUAACAUUUUGUAGUAGAUACAACAUGAUGCGGCAUAAUAGAAACAAACAUCUAAAAGGAGACGAGCACUUUAGAAUUUCAACUCAUACGCCUAAAUUGGCAACGGGAGUGCCUCAAGGAGGGUCACAGGGAGCGCCGGGGGCGCAUUUGGGAGCGCCGAGAGCUCCCUUACAGGGAGCUCCACAAGGAGCUCCACAAGACGUGUCACAGAGAGCGCCGGGAGGAGCUCCGCCCGGAGCGCUUCAGGGAGGACCGCAGGAAAUUAAACCAACUAUUCUACAGCAUCCUUUUACCAUGAUGAUUUCUGGUCCCACAGCAUGUGGAAAGACAACAUUUGUAAAGGAAUUGCUGCAAAAUCAUAUCUACAGAAUUAAGCCUGGUGUACAAAGAAUAGUGUGGUUGUACAAGAGGUGGCAACCAAUGUAUGGGGAAAUACAAAGCACAGUUUACCCCGAGGUGAAAUUCUACCAAGGCAUUCCAUCCGACAUAAACGAAGACGAAUAUUUUGACACAAAGUUAAAUAACUUGCUAAUUCUGGACGAUAUGAUGUCAGAGGCUGGAAAGGACAAAAGAAUCACAGAUUUAUUCACGGAGGGAUCGCAUCACCGAUCCUUGUCGGUGAUUUCCAUCAAUCAAAACCUAUACGCCAGCAAGGAUCCGACACAGAGAAGAAACUGUCAUUAUCUUGUAAUGUUCAAUAAUCCAGUCGACAAACAAUCUAUGAUCACAUUAGCGAGACAGAUGUUUCCUGGUAAAACUGAAUACUUUUUAAAGAAGUUUGAGAAAGCAACUAAACAACCCUAUGGCUUUCUAUUGGUGGAUCUAAAACCAUUUACACCGGAACAUGCCAGACUGAAAUAUGAUUUAAUGUGGAUAGACAGAAAAUCUACGAACAACGAAAGCCUGACAGAACUGACCAAUCAGAUGACAGAUCCAGGCCAAAAUUGUAUAAAAGACGAGCAACAAUCAGAUUUAAAUUAUUUGUCAGUCGGAAUUCAAACUGUAGACAUCCCAGGAAAUAAUAGUGAAAUUAUGGCUGAAAAUACGAAUGCUUGCGACGAUUGUGGACUUUUGUUUGACUCUUCGCACGAUGUACAGAGACAUGUAAAACGAGGGUGGUGUGCAGAAAAUAACGAUACUACGCAACCAAAGAAAAGAAAAAUAGACGACAGCAGUGAUGAUGAAAUGGGAGAUAACAUUGAAGAAAAUCAGGCUUAUCUAUCCCUCUGGAAAAAAGCUAUAGACUGUAACGACGAUAAAUACGACAAAUUGUAUAAUCAGUUUAUACAGGACGGAGAAGACAAGGAGUCUGCACAGGAAAUGACAGAAGAUCGUAUCCAGCCAUAUAAUGAACGCACAUUCUUCACAAAAUAUGAGUAUUUGUUGGAUUCGUAUAUUCUGCCAUUUCAAAACAGUACACUGCAUCAAAAGAUUUUACAAGACAUACAUUCAUUAACACAGAAGCAUGUAAGCACUGAAUCGGCAAUUAAGCGUGUGCUGCGAAAGUACAAGCCUGACUUUAAAGAACUAUUCGAGACAGAAUUGUCGGACGAGGAAAGUGAUGAAGAAAGCGAGGAGGACGAGUCUGAUACUGAAUAAAAUACUUAAUGUACAUGUAUAAACAUUUAUUUCAUUUACGUUGUGGACUGUUUACAGGAUGAAUGAUUUGCAAGACGAAGAAAUUAAAGGAACAUUUUAUGAGAGUGAAUUACAGAAAGUGGACUAUGAUCCAGACCAGGCAUUUAAAAUAGAACAAAUUCUCAAAACUAGAGGCAAAUGACAGAAUAAACAAUACUUUGUGAAAUGGAGAUAUUAUCCUAAAAAGUUCAACAGCUGUGUGAAAGCUAAUGACCUGCAGUGAUUUUUACAUACAUAUUGUAUAUACAGAUUUCGAUUACUAAACAGAAGCUCUUUUGUAUAGCUUGUGUAUUGUAUUGUUUGUCUUGUAAAUAUCUUGUAAAUAAAUUGACAUAAACUAUA
Mercenaria mercenaria is the source of this 2138-nucleotide messenger RNA. RefSeq lists its product as uncharacterized. The record is from RefSeq and is a predicted model, not a curated record. Bases 129 to 1757 code for a protein of 542 amino acids. Lineage: Eukaryota; Metazoa; Mollusca; Bivalvia; Venerida; Veneridae. The transcript has 2 exons.